Messenger RNA from Salmo salar (Atlantic salmon), 2820 nucleotides. RefSeq lists its product as uncharacterized. Lineage: Eukaryota; Metazoa; Chordata; Actinopteri; Salmoniformes; Salmonidae. The record is from RefSeq and is a predicted model, not a curated record. Gene Ontology annotation, biological process: regulation of transcription by RNA polymerase II. Gene Ontology annotation, molecular function: DNA-binding transcription factor activity, RNA polymerase II-specific; RNA polymerase II cis-regulatory region sequence-specific DNA binding.
CAAUGGAGGGAGGAGGGGUUACCUAGCAGCCAGAAAAGUAUAAAAUGGAGAGGAGCAGAGCAAACCUCAUUCAGACACAUCUACCGGAAUAACGGAAUACAGCGACCAUACAGCAAAGGACUUAUCUUCCUCACCACUCCGAGGGAAUCCCCACAUUUAAUAGAAGACUUAAUUUGAUUAUCUUUUUUUUGUUUUGGGAGAUUGAUCAAUCAUUUAAAUUGAUUGAUCGAUUAAUUUACCAUUCAGGACCUAGCUUUUUAUUAAUAUACGGAAUUUAGCUUUAACGUUUUCCCUCUCGUUUUUAUCGAGACCUACUUACCGGAUCCGGUUAACAUGCUGUUCACAGAGGAAGAUAUAUUCAUGUCGGAGUUCGAGGACGCAUGUAGCGCCUGGGUGGACAGUGUCAGCUCAAGCAGUGACGGUACAGACUCUGAUAUCGGAUCCCCAGCACAACAAGGUUGUGUGUUAUCCCCGGAGACCGACGGAUCCGAUUCGGAUUUCUUCUCCGACCUGAAUGACUGUUCAUCAGACAGCCUGUCCCUUCCUCUUGCCUACACCGGGAGCUUCUACACAGAGCCAUUACAGGGGACGGUGCCACCCUGCAGCACAGAAGCUCUGCUCAACAUGAUCACUGAGAUCGUUGGGAUCUGCACGGUGGACGACCAGACGACCAGCGGGACUCCAUCUGCCUCCCUUCCCACCUCUGAAACACCCUGCUCGGCCAUGAGCAUCGCCUCUCCCCCUCUUUACUCUCCCUCCAUGGAGUCUGCCUCCAGCGGAUACUGGAGCCAGGCUCUGACCGGAAUUCCUUCUCUUUCCGCCGAGGUGGACAUUCAUACUCCCCCCGUUGCCCCUGUGGUGGUCAAGAACGAAUUCAACAGCAACUGCGACGGCUGCGACAACGACCACUUCUCCCACCCUGGUCAGGAUGCCUUCUCCCCGGGCAGCUUGGAACAGCUGUUCCCGCUGUCUGGUCAGUCUCUGGAUCACCAGGUAGAUGUAAAGAAGCUUCUGGACUCUCUGCUUCUGACUGACAUUAAGACAGAGUGUAUCAUCAAGCAGGAGCCGUGCUACAUGGGAGACUGGGCUCAGAAUGACUCUGUACCUGUUAACGGAAGCUACGUCAACGAACCGGAGCCUCUGGAGUUCCAGACUGGGGACUCAGGGCCGCAGCAACCGGACGCUUGCAGCGACCUGGCCGCCUUCACCGCCUCUCUCUCCUCCUCCUCCCUGGAUGCCAUCCUCUCCUCCCUGCUGCCUAGCGUGUUCCCGAGGACCAGGGGCGUGCACGCCACCAUUGGAGAGAGUAAAGCGACGACCCGCUCCAGUACCGGGGCCGUGAAGGUGAAACCGUUCCCGUGUCCAAUAAUCGGGUGUGAGAGGCGUUUCUCGCGCUCCGACGAGCUCAACCGCCACGUGCGCAUCCACACGGGCCACAAGCCGUUCCAGUGCACAAUCUGCCUGCGCAGUUUCAGCAGGAGCGACCACCUGACCACGCACACGCGCACGCACACUGGGGAGAAACCUUUCUCUUGCGAGGUGUGCGGGAAGCGGUUCGCGCGCAGCGACGAGAGGAAGAGGCAUGGACGCGUGCACGUCAAGCAGCAGCUGAAAGCUCAGAUGAUGGCGGCUUAUAACCUGGCCUUCCCCGGUGGAGUUUGAACUGAACUUUAACUCUCUAAAGCUGGCUUCGCUGCCCAGAGUUUAAACCUGCUCUUCAGAAGGCUUCGGUUGGUUCUGUCUGCCUGGUAACGUUGGCUGUUGGUCCGGUUCAGUUGGAGGUGUUGACUUCAAAACGGGCCAUCGGUUGAAAAAAAAAAAAUGGUGGAAAAGUUUCAACGAGAGAAAGAAAAUAAUCUCGUCUUGUCGGUUGGACAUGGAACGUGGAACUAUUUUAGAACGUCUGUACGUUGUACUUUGACAUUAUAUCUAGCUGUUUGACUAUAUGUUGUGCUGAACAGCGGAAAUGAACAGAAACUGAUGAACUACGAGAGGAUUAGUUGGUUUCAGCGCCACUGUGAGUGGACAGCUCCUUGUCUGUCAAUCCGAACAGACUGAAACAUACAGCACUUGUUUUGGUCACUCGACAGUUCUGGAUUGUAAAACUGGUACAGUUUUCAGAGUUUUUUUUUCUUUUUGUGCAACAUUGCAUGAUAUUUGUUUUACAUUGAUGUGUUGAUGUAUAUUUUAUUAUAGAAAUCUCUAAUGUAGAAGCUGGAAUGUAACUUUUCUCUCUACGUUGAAUCACAUUUCUAGCCUUGAUGUUUACUACAUAGGCCUAUAUUUUAUCAUUCGAAAUAUAUAUUUGAAAUCUUCAUAACCAAAACACUAUUUAUAUUCUAUUCUCUCAAUUGUAUUUUUCUACCUGUAUAUAUAUAUAUAUAUUUAUAUUUGAAACUUCCUGUUUCCUGUGAUAAACAUUCUCUUUAUUUUUUGGAACUUCCAUUAGAACGUUGAACAGUCACAGAUGUAUUAUGACAUCACCGCUCUAAUCAGCCUGACACGGUUUGGUGGCUCGUUGCUGCUCUGACACCUGUGGUUAACGGUAAAUUAAUAACAAGGGGUCUUGGAGUUUGAUUGUACUUCUACAUUCAUACAAGACUCACCGGGGGGAAGAAAAAAAACAACAACAAUAUUCAACAUUGUAGUUGAUGAACCAAGUAGCACACAUUGCUGUGCGUUUACGUACCAUUAGUUCAACUGCUAACUCUUCUCUUGUUUGAGGCAUGAAACGCAGAUCUGUUUCUGUUGUAAAUAGAAGACCUUGUGUUAUUUUGUUUGCAUGAUGGUUAUGAAUAAAAAAAAACAGUGAAAUGACAA